Messenger RNA from Coturnix japonica (Japanese quail), 1808 nucleotides. RefSeq names its product zinc finger protein 511 (gene ZNF511). The record is from RefSeq and is a predicted model, not a curated record. Lineage: Eukaryota; Metazoa; Chordata; Aves; Galliformes; Phasianidae.
AGGAAGUGCUACGGGCGCCUGCGCGGCCCGGUCCGGUCCGAUGCUGCUCUCCGUUCUCCGCCGCCGCCUGCGGGACCGCCCGCCGCUGCCCCCCGCCCCGCCGCCCGCCUCGGCCCCGCCGCGGGCUCCCUUCGCCUUCUGCCCGCGCCGCCUGCGCCUGGACCCGCAGCACCCCCUGCUCGAGGAUGGAGACGUGCACAGACACCUGUACCUGCGGGAGGCGCUCACGGGCCGCGCCGAGGAGGCGGAGAGGCCCAGGGUGUCUGAGUUCUGCUGUCACAUCUCCGGUUGCUCCCAGGUGUUCGAUACACUUGAGGGCUACGAGCACCAUUACAACGUGCUGCACCGCAACGUCUGCUCCUUCUGCAGGCGGUCGUUCCCUUCAGGGCACCUUCUGGACAUCCACAUCUCCGAGUGGCACGACUCGCUCUUCCAGAUCAUGGCUGAGAAGCAGAAUAUGUACAAGUGCUUGGUAGAAGGCUGUGCAGAGAAGUUCAAGUGCAGCAAAGACAGGAAGGAUCACUUGGUCACUGCUCACUUAUACCCUGCUGACUUCCGAUUUGAUAGACCAAAGAAAGUGAAGAGUGGUACCAAGCAUGUGAGCUGUCCCACAGAUGAUGGGAGCAUGCUGAUGGAUGUCAGCAUGGAGACCUCGGAGCAGCUCGAGACGGACCAUAUGGAAGUACCCAUGGAGAGCACAGAGCCUGCAGCCAGCCCUUCAGUACCAGAGAAACGCCUCUAUAAAUCCAGGAUCCCAUCCACAAUCUGCUUUGGACAGGGCGCUACCCGAGGAUUUAAAGGCCCACGUAAGAAGGUCUAAAUGUCAGCACAGCAGACUUGCGCAAGACCAGAAGGCACCAGCAAUUGUUAUCAGUCACUGCAUCCAAGCAGGAGUGUUUGUCAUUGCCUGCAAUGUAAUGGGAUGUGAAAAGGAGAAAAGAGGGGUGGUGCAAAGCAAAGCACAGAACUCACAGCUCCCUGUCCCUGUGGUCCCCUUACAACUGUGACAUUCAACAAAUGGUCCAUAAAGUAAAACAAUGGAAUCACAGGAGGCUGUUGGUAUGGCAUUUAUCCAAGAAGCUGAAGGUUUGUAAUUGCUUCGUCCCCAUCCUCACCAGGAGGAACAAAGGCUAAAAAAGGCCUUGAAAAGUCCUUUCACUGUUUAUUUCAGCUGACCUAUUUAACUUCCCUGGUGUUGAGGACUAAGUUUGUGAACUUACAGCCCUCAGCAGCUUCUAACUCAAUUGCUGCAGUGCACUGCAGGGUGUAUGUGCCAUGUGCAUGAUGGGGCGCACCCACAUGACCCACACCACUCCCCCAUGCAACCACACAGCACGGGCAAAGUGCAGUGCAAGGCUGUUGCACAGGCAGAAGCACCAUGGGUCCUUGCAGUGUGACCAUGCUGCUGGGUGCAGCUCUCCUGCUGCUUGCCCCCGGAGGCAACCAGGCUCUUGGCGGUCUCAGACAGGACGUGGACGUGGAGCAGAGUCUGGCUAAGGAGACCAUCCAGGCUCCACAGGCAGUGGAGAAAGCCAGGCUUGCCAAGGACACUGCUUCACGGCCUCUGUUCCUUCCAGACCCUGCUCGGGUCCAGGUGGGGCCAGAGCAGGACCGUGACCAUCUCUAUCACCCUUCGGACAGGGCUGAGGUGGAGCCUGAACCCCAGUUCCACAGAGCACGCAUGGUUCUGUCGGCAGAGGUGGAAAAUGGUCCCUCAGAGGACCGUGACCACCUGUACCACAGCUAAGGGAGGCUGCAGCCCUGCCCCCACCAUGAGCCCCCAAUAAACCUCUCCUUGUUGAGCAGCA